Molecule: messenger RNA, 2245 nt
Organism: Nothobranchius furzeri (turquoise killifish)
Lineage: Eukaryota; Metazoa; Chordata; Actinopteri; Cyprinodontiformes; Nothobranchiidae
Gene: ildr1b
Product: immunoglobulin-like domain containing receptor 1b
Cellular component (GO): plasma membrane
Molecular function (GO): high-density lipoprotein particle receptor activity
Source: RefSeq, a predicted model, not a curated record
GGGAGGGGCUAAUCUUUCGGCUGGAAACUAACAAACAACCUGGCGAACAUGUUUUAGGAGAAAAGCUUUGAUCGUCAGCGCCUUCAUGACGCUUUUAUGCACACAUUUUGGAGCUUAGAGGUUUUCAAGAGAAAAAGUGAAGCUUCCGCAGUAAAAGAUAAAGAACAACGAGAUGGGAAAUUUGAUACUGAUGGUGUUUGUGCUGCUCUACCUGCCAACAGAGCUUCUGGCCAUUCAGGUGAACGUCCCACAGACUGAGAGAAGGACGAUGCUGUUCGCCUCUGUGAUUAUUCGCUGCGACUACACAACGUCUGCAAACCAACGGGAUGUAAUGGUUACAUGGAAGUACAAAUCCUUCUGUAAGGACCCGAUACUGGAUUACUACUCCACAGCUUAUCAGGCAGUGCUGAAUCUAGGCCAGGAUCCUACCAACGACUGCUCAGACAGCCAACGUAUCGUUCGUGUUGUGAUCCAGAAGAGGGGCGUCAACGAACCCACACUGAGCGCAGAUUACAGAAAUCGCAAAAUUACUAUCCGGAACAAUGCUGAUUUAGUCAUAAAUGAAGUGAUGUGGUGGGAUAACGGCAUGUAUUUCUGCACUAUUGAUGCUACUGGUGACACAGUCGGAGACUCUGAUCGUGAAGUCAGGCUCAUCGUGUUCCACUGGCUGACUGUCCUGCUGAUCAUCAUCGGCUUCAUCCUGCUCCUCAUGCUCUUUUGCAUAUGCUGCUGUCAGUGCUGCCCUCACAAGUGCUGCUGCUACGUCCGCUGUCCCUGUUGUCCUCGGACGUGCUGCUGCCCGGAGAAAGCUGUGAUGCGGCACCGGAUGGUGAAAGAAGCUGAGAAGGCCAUGGCUCCUUGGAUGAAUGGUCAACCUAUUUAUACAAGCAUCCACUCUAAUGCCUCCUCCCAGGGCGUGCCGUUGAUAUAUUCAGGUUCAGUCACUGACUACCCGACUAAACAGAACUUUGCCAUGAGUCCCGUUCAGCUCCUACCCAUGGCCCUGCAGCAGCCCCUUCCUCCCCAGCAACAGUACGUCCACAGCAGCCUGCAUGGCAGCACUAAAGGUAACAGCAACAUGCUGGACUACCUGGAGAAUCAGGUGAGAGGGCUGGAUGUUGGAUUCCCCCAAAUGGCUCCUCAAGCUGUUCAAGCGAUGCACCUGCAGUCACACGUGCCGCCCCAGCCCUCUCCUCCAGCGGUGCCCUAUGCCCCCGGACCACCAAGCAUGUUGUCAGCGCUGGACGAGAUUGGAGUGAAGGGUGAGGAUAGAAGGGUCAUCACUCUUCCUCCCAUCAUCCAGCGAGCACCCAGCUUUCCCUCCCGCAGGGGGCCCUCUGGUGGAGACGGAGCCAGAGGUUACCCCAGGAUGUCCAGCCAUUCCAGCGGGAGCACCAACCGAUCUGGAGGAGGCGUCCACCGAGAUGGCCGAGGAUACAGAGACGCAUCCCCUCCCAGACAGGGUAUCCUGAGGGAUUACAGUGAUGAUUCAGACUGGGACAACAGGCGAGGGAGAGCAGCACACAAGGGUUCAAGGUACGAGAGAGCAAGUUCAGGUGGGAGAGGAGGGGGGUCCAGGCCACGUACCAAAUUCCGUGAUGACCUGAUGGAGGAGGUGCAUGCUAAAGCAGGUCGGAGAGAGAGGAGCUACUCUCCUCCUCCGCACCGGAAAGGCUCCUGGAGCUCGGAUGAUGAGGACAGCGAGAAGAGGAAAGGAGGUAAAGGAAAGGAAUGGCCAGAGAAACCUCCCAGCUACUUCUCCAUCCAGCCCCAGCAAGGACGCAGUAACGGACGCCGGAACUACGACCGCUUCUCUGAUAGAAGCUCCCAUAGCAGUACCAGCGUAGUCAUCUGAAACAUUUCUUGUUUUUCCCUCCUUAUUGUGAAAAUGAGGAAGUUUAUAACUAAUCUAAUAUUGUGCAACUAUUGUAUUUAUAGUUUUAUUACAACGAAAAUGUUUGUCUAAUUAGCAAAACGAUGUAUCUGAUUGUUCCUACCUGCUAUUUUUUGUGUAUGUUUUUACUUUACGGUACUUUCAAAUACCAUUUUAAGGCAGCAAUAACAAAUAGAAUAGUCUACAGAAAUAUCUGUGGGAAAGAUAGGUUAUUAAACUUUUUGAUGUCCUUAUUGUUCACAGUGGUGUGAACCACUGAAAUAUGAAUGUGAUUUUCAUUAAUGUGUGCUUUUGUUACAAAUAUGAAUAGUUAUAAAAAAAUGUGUUUGUAAUAAAACAUUUUAGAUGCAA